Messenger RNA from Bombina bombina (fire-bellied toad), 1496 nucleotides. RefSeq names its product dynein assembly factor with WDR repeat domains 1. The record is from RefSeq and is a predicted model, not a curated record. Lineage: Eukaryota; Metazoa; Chordata; Amphibia; Anura; Bombinatoridae. The transcript has a single exon. Gene Ontology annotation, molecular function: protein binding; ubiquitin-like ligase-substrate adaptor activity. Gene Ontology annotation, cellular component: SCF ubiquitin ligase complex. Bases 12 to 1259 code for a protein of 415 amino acids. Gene Ontology annotation, biological process: protein polyubiquitination.
AGUGCUGAAAGAUGCGACUCAAACGUUUUCUGCUCCGGUAUUACCCGCCCGGUAUUAUACUGGAAUAUGAGAAAGGUGGGGAACUCAUGACCAAGUCCAUAGAUUUACUGGACCUCUCUCCCAAGACUGCUGUGGACCCACUUGUUGAGGAAAUUCAGAAAACAGAACCGCUUAUUACUGCAUCACGUACACAGCAAGUAAAACAGCUCAUCCUGAGGCUCCAGGAAAAGAUAGGCCAGCAAGAUCAUCACAAAUUCUACCUGUUCAAGGUCCUCAGAGCUCAUAUCUUACCACUAACAAAUGUGGCGUUUAAUAAAUCUGGCUCCAGCUUCAUCACUGGCAGCUAUGACAGGACAUGCAAAGUAUGGGAAACGGCAACAGGGGAGGAGCUGCACACCUUAGAAGGACAUCGUAAUGUGGUUUAUGCUAUCCAGUUUAAUAAUCCCUAUGGAGAUAAAAUUGCAACUGGAUCAUUUGAUAAAACAUGCAAGUUGUGGAGUGCUGAGACUGGAAAAUGUUACCACACUUUCCGAGGACACACGGCGGAAAUAGUUUGUGUAGCAUUCAAUCCUCAAAGUACCUUGGUAGCAACUGGGAGCAUGGAUACCACAGCUAAGUUGUGGGACAUACAAACCGGAGAAGAAGCUCUCACCUUGAAUGGCCAUUCAGCAGAGAUAAUCUCAUUAUCAUUUAACACUACUGGAGACAGGCUGAUCACAGGCUCGUUUGAUCACACGGUAUCUGUGUGGGAUAUGCCCACAGGCAGGAAAGUUCAUACCUUAAUAGGUCAUCGAGGAGAAAUCAGCAGCACACAGUUUAACUUUGACUGCUCCCUCAUUGCUACAGCUUCAAUGGAUAAAACCUGCAGGCUAUGGGAUGCUUUAAGUGGAAAAUGUGUGGCUACCCUGACUGGGCAUGACGAUGAAGUUCUUGAUGUCACCUUUGAUUCCACUGGACAGUUUAUCGCAACUGCUUCAGCUGAUGGAACAGCAAGGGUAUACAGUGCAGCCACCAAGAAAUGCAUAGCAAAGUUAGAGGGACACGAAGGGGAGAUAUCUAAGAUCUGCUUCAAUCCGCAGGGUAAUCGAGUAUUGACAGGGAGUUCUGACAAGACCUCGCGGCUUUGGGACCCACACACUGGACAAUGUGUACAGGUGUUAGAGGGACACACAGAUGAGAUCUUCUCUUGUGCAUUCAACUAUGAGGGAAACACAAUUAUUACAGGGAGCAAGGAUAACACUUGCAGGAUUUGGCGGUAAACUAUACAUCAUUCCAGAGAUAACCACAACGAGAUCAGAAGCAGCCAAAAUGAAUCGCAGUGUUAUUUAAACCAUGAUAGCAUAGCUUUAUUUAGCCAUAACAGAGGUUUUAUGUGUUGCACAGUUGUUAGUACAACUCUAAUUUCUUCCUUGAAGACUCUGGCUGUAAACUUAUGCUGGAGACCAUGAGUUUACUAUAUUUGUAUUAAUUAUAUUAAAGUUUUCCAUUAAAAUGCA